UGAUUCCUGUCACCAUACAUUGUACGAACAAAAUUGUGGUAAAAAAUGGCAAGCAAGCAACUUGUAAACAAUUUGGCCAAAAUCGGCCGCUCCAGCCAAAAUUGGAUGUCACCAUUGGCCACAGUCCGCAAUUCCAGCUGCCGCAGUGACAUCGAGAAGGUCACGCACACCGGCCAGGUGUUCGAUAAAGAUGACUACCGUAAUGUCCGUUUCGUGAAUGCCAAGCGGUAUGUGAACGAGAACUGGGGUAUCAAGUUGAUCGAAGAGGUCCCGCCCAAGGAAUGCACCGAACGAGUGGUAUACUGCGAUGGUGGCGAUGGUCCUUUGGGUCAUCCCAAGGUCUACAUCAACCUGGACAAACCCGGCAAUCACAUCUGCGGUUACUGCGGCCUGCGCUUCGUCAAGAAGGAUGAUCACCAUCAUUAAACAAAUGGCUAAUAGCUAAUAGCUUCCUGUUGCUCUAGUUUAAACCCAACUAAACUGAAUAAAUCUAUAAUAGAAAAUGGA
Drosophila ficusphila is the source of this 507-nucleotide messenger RNA. RefSeq names its product NADH dehydrogenase [ubiquinone] iron-sulfur protein 6, mitochondrial (gene ND-13A). The transcript is spliced from 3 exons. Gene Ontology annotation, biological process: mitochondrial electron transport, NADH to ubiquinone. Bases 46 to 426 code for a protein of 126 amino acids. Lineage: Eukaryota; Metazoa; Arthropoda; Insecta; Diptera; Drosophilidae. The record is from RefSeq and is a predicted model, not a curated record.